This is a messenger RNA of Stegostoma tigrinum, 4928 nucleotides long. RefSeq lists its product as uncharacterized. The transcript is spliced from 33 exons. Bases 111 to 3503 code for a protein of 1130 amino acids. Gene Ontology annotation, molecular function: mRNA binding. Gene Ontology annotation, cellular component: cytoplasm; nucleus; ribonucleoprotein complex. Lineage: Eukaryota; Metazoa; Chordata; Chondrichthyes; Orectolobiformes; Stegostomatidae. The record is from RefSeq and is a predicted model, not a curated record.
CGCAAAGCGCGGGGCGAAGGGCAUCACAUUGGGGUGUCCCGGCUUACCUCUGACUCUUGACCUGGGGUUGCUUGGUGUCGGCGGGAGAAGCGGAGCCUAGGCAUCGGAAGAUGGAAAACAGCAGAAGACAAUCUCUGAGGAGCAGAGCCUCUCUGAACUCAUUGGAACGGGAGGCACAGCUGGAGAAAAAGCCAAAAACGCAGCCAAAGUCACUGCAGCCUCGUAUUGAUGCCUUGCAAAGUUUCCCACUCAGGCGGAGUAUGUCCAAGAAAGUGGAAGAGUUUCUUCAGUGGCUUCAGACUCCCAGACAGCCAGCAAGGCACAGUAAUCGAGUUCCAACACCGCUGUCAGCUUUGAAAAUCCAAGAGGUCUCGUCAGAGAAAUCUCCAAGAGGUUCACCUGUCAGUGUUACACAGGACUCGCCAGCCAUUGACUGGAAGGAUUUCACUCGCAAAAGGCUCUUUCAGGGAGAAGGGAAUUACGGUGGAAACUCCAAGCCAAAGGAGCUUGAACAACUCUCCAAGGUUCAGCCUGGUGAAACUGUGAUUACAGAAUCUGAGGAGAUGAAGGUCACAGAGAAGAGGACUCUGAGGAAGUCCCAGCCUGACAGGAAAUCACCGAAAACGCCACAGUCAAGAGACAGAUUUGGUCGCUGGCUUCCGAAGGUUUUGUCUGGCAAAGGGCCGCCUGGGAAAGAUCAGAGGGAUAGAAAUCCCAAAGGCGAGCAGGAUGGCAACGUGAAGUGCAAAGCAAAUAAAGAACGCUCAUCAGUAAAGCAAACUGAAGAACCAGGUACCGAAUUAAAAAAGGUGAAGGAACAACAAAACUGCAUUCAAAGGAGAUCAUUGCGCCUUGCCAAUCUGUAUUCCAGUAAAGAGAAGGCAUGCUCACUUGACCAUAUUGAACAAUGUCAUCUUGAAUGCAAUGACAUUAAUACAGAAGAAAGCAUGAACACGGGUUGCGAGCCUGAUGUAGCUGACUCAAGUGAGACGCAACAGGUGCCAGACCAUCGUAGCAGUGUUGAAGAGGGGCUUGAAACCACGAAGGUUGUACAAGCAAUUAUGAAAGAGGCCAAUGAGGAGAGUGAAAUUUUGGAGCGACUGCCUUGUGACACUAGCUCUUUGUCUGAGCCAGCCUGUUUGUCAGUAAAGGAUACGUGUGGAAGUUUAGCACAAAGUAACAGUGACUCAGUACAGAAACAGGACUUUGGGAUUAUGACACCUAGAGCAGACUUGGUCGAUAAAGAAGUGCAGACAGUGACACCAGAACCUUUUAUACUGGCUGCAGAAGAGUUAAAGACUGAAGACCUAAAAAUGCAGGCAGAGAUGUUCGUGGAAGAUCCCUCCCCAGAGGAAUCGCAGAGUGAUGUUGUUAAAGAAAGCCCUCCGUUUAAACAAGCCCUCCAGAAUCUCAGAAACGGAAUGGAAUUCGGAGCUCUGAAGAUAGAGGAAGAGACCAGUGCAGAAGGUCAGAUAAUGGGUGAAAGAACCAGAUGGGAAGUGACGAGGAGGAAACCAGAAAGUGAUGAGGCGAAGAUAUCAGAAGCCAGUGAGAAAGUUAGAGGAGCAAAUGGCCAGGCUGAGGCGGUUGCUGCAAAUCUCCACCAGGAUGCCGAGGCUCAGUAUGUGGAGAAAAACAAGGAAACCCCCAAAUCAGCGUUACAGCUGAUUGUGAGCAACCUGGAUUCGUCAAAGAAUUUUGCUGACCUGCAGAUUGCUAUUAUCACGUUCUUCAAGGAGAGAAAGCUGUUGAUCACAUCCAUUGGUGUGAAGAAGUCGAGAAAACGUGGCUUUGUAACCUUCCAGUCUGGAAAGGACACCAGCCGAGCACUGAAAUACAAUGGGGAAGAUUUGCUGGGCCAUGCCCUGCGGAUACGCAGACCCCCGCAGAUUCCAAAGCCGGUAGCAAUUGUCAAGGGUAGAAAACGAAAGCUUAAGGACGCUGAUGGGGAGGCCUCGAUUCUGUGCCCGGCAAAGAAGAGCAACAUUCAGAAAACAACCGCAUUGACUAAGAAAAACAAGCAGGAGCCAGUGUCUCUGAUAAAAAGAAGGAAGAAAAAGCGAAAACAAAUUUCUUCCUCGGAAGCUGCUUCGACUGAGCCAAGUGGAGAAGUUGUGGAAGGCACCACUGAAGCCUCGCUUCGCCAGCUGAAGAAACGGAAACGCAGAAUAUCCACCGCAGCUUUAAGUGCGGAAAGCAAAGGUGACAAGCUGGAGGACAAGCUGUUGACGAAGGAAAAGAAGAAAAGUACCGCGAAAGCUGCUUUUUGUGAAGGAACAGAAGGGAAUGCUGCUUCUCUGCCUCAGAAGAAGAAAAAGAAGAAAAGUCAGCAGCAAGAAGUUUUCUUAAGUGACAAGCAAGCAGAGGGGGAAAAGGAGGAGGAGGAGAAGGUUGCCUCUGUGCUGCAAAAGAAAAAGAAGAAAAGUAAUGAAAAACUGGCUUUAAGUGAGAAACCGAUGGUGGAGGAGCACGCUGCCUGUGCAGAGAAGACGAAACGUAAAAAGACCCAAGAGAAAACUUCCUGGUGUCUCUACAUCCAGAAGUUGAGGUCCCAGAAUACACCAUAUGAGCUGAAGACGGCCAUUGGUGAUUUUCUAAGCGAGAGGUCGGUCCCCUUUAAAGAGAUUCAACUGGAUCCUGACAGCUGCUCCGCUCGUGUUGAACUGAACCGUGAGGGGGACCUGAAUGAAGCUGUGCGGCUCGACACUUGCAAAAUUCUCGGACAAACGGCAAAGUUAAGCAAGGUGGAGAAACUGGGAGCUCUGGACGGCAGAAUUGAUACUAGGACACUCCAUGUGAAAACCCUUCCAAGUGAAGUCUGCGCAAAAGACCUUAAACGUUUAUUUGAGAGAGUCGCUGGUGUGUGGAUAUGUCAGAACGUUGAUAAAAGGUUUGCAUUUGUCGUGUUUGAGACAGAAGAAGACUCAGCGAAUGCGCUAAGUAGCGGUGAAAUAGAAUGCAGAGGAAACCUACUCCGACUACAGCGUGCAUGUCUGACGAAACAAAAGAAAAGGAAAAUUCUCAUGGUGAAAAAUCUGCCUUACCCAAUCAGUAAAAAGUAUCUAAAAUCUAUAUUUAAUGAUGCCGAGGAUGUCCACAUGUCGAAAGGCAGCCAGUCACAAGGAACUGCCUACGUGGAGUACAAGACGGCGAAACAAGCCAAAACAGCACUGAAGGACUUCCGAAGCAGAGGUGUUCCAGGCCAGGCAGUUCGAGUCUCUUUGAUAGAGGAAGGGCAAGAGAGCCCAGGAUGCCAGUCGGACGGUUCUGAUUCCACCAGAUCCCUGUUUAUCUGGGGUCUGUCAAACCAAACAACAGUCGAAACGCUGAAAUCAACCUUCAAGGAGGCCGUGGAUGCCAGGAUACCACGGAAAACGGGAAAGAGGUUUGCGUUUGUGGACUUUAAGACGGCAGAGGCAGCUCGGAGAGCAAGAGCAGAGUUUCAGGACGUGGAGAUAGACGGCAGGCAAAUAAAGCUAUACUUCACCAACUCCACACAGUGAGGGGAAGAGGCCACGCGUGACCCGGUCACCGAUGGUGAACCCAGAUCCCACAGGAUCCCGGACCUACAGGAAAAGCCAGCAAGCAAACAAAAUGUUCUGCUAUCUGUCUCCAAAGCCCAAUGUUGCAUUCUAUUGAUUUGGCCCGAGAUUUUUGGCUUUUGCAUCCAACUGUUUUGACAGCCUGAAUUUUUUCUCUUCCCCAAGACUGCUUGUAUUUUAUAUCAAGAUGUAACCUGAGAUUGUUCAUCUGUACCUGCUAGUAGUUUAGUUUGUUCCCAGUUAUUUUUAUUUUCCUGUUAAGAUUUCCCUGUGUCCCGAAUUUGCCCUACUCAAUUCCAGUGUUGUCCCAGUCAGCCCUUAAGCUUUACUAUAUUGCUAUGUCUUACACUGACCAUUAGGGAGCAGCAGAUGACAGCGUCGAACCAGGGUUUGGCUAGUGUUGUAAGGAACGAUGAAGGCAGAAAUUGCUGGAAAAGCUCAGCCGGCCUGAGCCUCAGAAAUUCUGAGGAAGGGUCACUGGACCCGAAAUUCUGAUUUCACUGCCCAGAUCGCUGAGCUUUUCUGGAAAUUCCUGUUUUAGUUUCUGAUUUCCAGCAUCCGCAGUUCUUUCAACUUUUACUUAGUUUCUUUCGGAUCUAGCCAGACAGUGUGCUUUUACUCGGUCCCUGUCGAUUUCAGUUUUAAUCUCUGUCAGUAACUAAAUAAAAAGGACCAGUGGUGAUUUUAACUUUUUGUUUGGAUUCUACAUUCAGGGGAUGCAGAUGCCACUGUUUAGCCUGGGAUUUCUUGGCCACAAGGCAGACUGUGGGCCUGGAGUUGCAUGUCAGCUAGACUGGAUAAGAUUGCAGAUUUCAUUCCCCUGAAAUGAAAUAGAUUGUGGCUUUUUUUUUCCUUUUUGGGGAGGCAAUGGCCUGUUGGUAUUAUCAGGGGACUGUUAAUACAGAGACCCAGGUAAGGUUCUGGGGGGCCUGGCUUCAAAUUCUGCCACAAUAGAUGGUGGUAUUUGAAUUCAAUUUUAAAAAAAACUCUUGAAUUAAGAAUCUAACAAUGGCCACAAAACCAUUGCUGAUUGUUGGAAAAUCCCAUCCGGUUCACUAAUGCCCUUUAGGGAGGGAAACUGCCAUCCUUAUCUGUUCUGGCCUACAUGUGACUCCAGAUGCACAGCAAUGUGGUUGACCCCUAACUGCCCUCUGGGGAAUUAGGGAAGGGCAGUAAAUACUGGCCUGGCCAGCAACGCCCUCAUCGUACGUAUGAAUGAAAAAAAAUCAUGAACAGUAGUUACCUGGACGCUAUUAGUUUUCUUCUAUAUACUGAAUUCAAGUUUCAAAAAUGGUUAUCAUCGCUGGCUGUAAUUUGGCUGUUGAUAAUCUGUUGGAUUUCCCGUGGGCUGGAGAGAAUGUGAGAUGCUAUGGAACUUCUGUUCUG